This is a messenger RNA of Zophobas morio, 1797 nucleotides long. Its product is annotated as zinc finger protein OZF-like. NCBI's taxonomy places the organism in Eukaryota, Metazoa, Arthropoda, Insecta, Coleoptera, Tenebrionidae. Gene Ontology annotation, biological process: regulation of transcription by RNA polymerase II. Gene Ontology annotation, cellular component: nucleus. The record is from RefSeq and is a predicted model, not a curated record. The coding region runs from base 63 to 1619 and encodes 518 amino acids. Gene Ontology annotation, molecular function: DNA-binding transcription factor activity, RNA polymerase II-specific; sequence-specific DNA binding; zinc ion binding. The transcript has 4 exons.
GGUUAUGUUUGUACACAAUUUUGUUUUUGCGAAUAUUCGUGCAAUUUUAAUGUUGUUAUACGAUGGAAGCUUUUAUAGAAUACGAACACUUACAAAUUGAAGAGGUCUGCAGAAUAUGUCUAAUCAAAAAAGAUCAAAUGAGUUUAAUUUAUGAAGCUGGUUUGGCAGAUAUGCUUUUAGAAUGUGCUUCUGUACAGGUUACACCUGAAAACGGACUGUUCAAUUUUGUAUGCAACCAUUGCCAGAAUGAAGUUAGUCGUUGGUAUCUUUUUAAACAACAAGUUGUUCGAUCAUUUGAAAUUGGUAAAUGGUUGCUGAGCAGAAAACAGAAAAGUUCUGAAAACGUUACACGAAUUAAUAUAACCAAUGAACACGCAGAAACGCAAAAAAUAAGUACAAAUUAUGAAAUAAAUCUUGAGUGCCCAGUACAGUAUGCAACAGAUGCAUCCAGUGAAGUUAUAGAUAAUGUAGGAUUAAAAAAUCUCUUUGAUACUCAAAGUAAUAUAAGUAAAAAGGUAGAAGCUGAAAGGUUUUCAAACAUUAUUGAUAACAGUAAUACAAAUGAACAUGGAAGCUUACAAGCAACACUCUUAAGUAACCUUAACACAGUGAAAAUAGUGCCAGAAGAGAAAAAUCAAAGUGAAUGUGAUAUAAGAAAAAAGAAAAGCGUUGAUGACCUCAUAUGUAAAGUUUGUGGUAAGCAGUGCACUUCAACGAAUUCAUAUAAUCGCCACAUAAAAACCCAUGAUGAGACAAGACCAUAUGUUUGCUGUAAGUGUGAUAAACCAUUUAAAACAUCUCAGGUGUUGUCAGAGCACAUGAAGAGACAUUAUGAUGACAGACGUUAUCAAUGUGAACUUUGCAGCAGAAAAUUUUAUUCAAAAGCGAGCCUAAAUGAUCAUAUGCGCAGCCACACUGGAGAGAAACCUUUCAAAUGUGAAGUAUGUGGACGCUCUUUUGGUACAAAGGCUAUUUUAAGACAGCACACUGCAAUCCAUACAGUAAGAGAGAAAAAAUAUCAAUGUAAAAUUUGUAACAAAUUUCUACUGUCAGCAGGCAGUCUAGAGACUCACAUAAAAAAACACAGUGGUGUCAAACCUUUCCCAUGUUCAGGCUGUGACAAAAGAUUCUUUACCAAAGAAGCCAUGCAGAGACAUUUUGGUGCCAUUCAUGAUACAGACAACAAUUUUUUAUGUAACGUGUGUUCAAAAGUGUGUUCAACUAAAGUUCAUCUUAACAAUCACAUGAAAAAGAAACAUUUAGGACUGGGAAGGCCUUUAAAUGCUGUUUGUCCGGAAUGUGGUAAACAGUGUGGUUCUGCAGCUGAAUUAAAAGUACAUAUGAGAGUACACACUGGUGAACGACCAUAUGUUUGCGAUAUAUGUAACAAAAGGUUCAUUGCUAAAGGUAACUUAAACUCGCAUAAACAGAGACACACUGGGAAAAAACCGUUUUUGUGCAACCACUGUGGGAAAGCUUUUGGGGAAAAAUCCACACUGAAGGUACAUGAAAGGAUUCAUACAGGAGAGCAUCCAUAUAAGUGUGAAAUUUGUGACAAAGCAUAUGUGCAAAGCAGCGCGUUAAGAACUCACAUGAAAACACACUGGAAACAGCAAUAGAUUUUUGUGUAACAUUAAACAUUUUGACGUUAGGGCAGUGCAAGUACAACUUAAUUUUCAGAAGAAAUGGAACAACAGCACCACAAUCACAAUUUCCAAUUCCAUGGGAUACAAACAACUCCAUCUGACAACACCGAAUAAUAUGUAGCGAUAUUUAAAUGUAUUUCUUCCAAAUAUU